Messenger RNA from Lathyrus sativus (Indian pea), 3243 nucleotides. The record is from the annotation of a GenBank genome assembly. Lineage: Eukaryota; Viridiplantae; Streptophyta; Magnoliopsida; Fabales; Fabaceae.
AUGACACCACGCACGGACGAAUGUGAACAAGAUAAUAAUAACCUAAACGCCACCGACGACGAUGACAGCGACGACGACAGCGAUGACGACGGUCUCAAAGAAGACAUGGCCGCCGUCGCGCGAGCCUGUAAGUUCAAAGUAGACGAAAUUCCGUCGGAAGAAGAUCCUCUCUUGGCUUCUGUAGAUGAAAUUCCGUAUGAAAAAGAUCCUCUUUUGGCCUCUGGCGACGCCAUUGUCCCAUUCACCGGUACUGUGGACUCUGACUCUGACGUACAGAGUGACCUUGAAUGUCUAAAUAGAGUUAAGAGUCUCUGUCUGCAUAUUGAUUCUAUUCCUCAACUGCCGCCGAUGGCAGCUGCUUCUGACGAUGAUGAAGAUGACAUGGAAACAGUUCGUGCCAUCUUCAAACGGUUUUCCGCUUAUGAUAAAGGUGGAUGGGAAGCAUGGUCCGAGGAGGAUCAGACCACGAGUUUAAUUGCUGAGAAGGAUGUUGCCGAGAGCUCCAUUUCUGACAGAUUAGAUGCCGGCGAAACGUGUCCUGAUUCUCAAUGCCUUGAUAAUGACACCAAUUUGCUGAUUGAUACAUGUGAUUUUGACGUGACUUGUGAAAAAAAUGCUGGUGAAAUGUGUCCUGAUUCUAAAUGCCUUGAUAAUGACACCAAUUUGCUGAUUGAUACAUGUGGUUUUGACGAUACUUCUGAAAAAGAUGCUGGUGAAAUGUGUCCUGAUUCUAAAUGCCUUGAUAAUGACACCAAUUUGCUGAUUGAUACAUGUAGUUUUGACGAGACUUAUGAAAAAGAUGCUGGAUUGGCUUCUCAAAUAUUGAAUAAAAGUUCAAGAUUUCCUCCGUCGGCUCAAGCUUUUGUUGAUGCCCUCUCGAAGAAUAGAGCUCUCCAGCAAUUUCUUAGAAGUAAGUUGAUUGAAAUUGAAGCAAAAAUUGAAGUAAACAACAAGCUAAGGGAAAAAGUUAAAAUCCUUAAGGAUUUCCAGGUUUCAUGCAAUAGAAGAACGGGGAGUGCUUUAUCAAUGAAAAAGGAUCCGCGUGUGCAGUUAAUAUCAUCCAAGAAGUCUUUUGCAACAAAAAAGUCAAAGAACAAUAAUAAGAAAGUGUCUGCAAUGCGUUAUGGCCCAGAUGAGAAUUCUCGUGUUGCUAACUAUAAGAUGGUAUUGGAAAGAUUUCCGCUCUCUUUGGAUCGGAAAAAGUGGUCAAAUAAGGAAAGAGAGGGUCUUUCAAAGGGAAUUAAGCAACAAUUCCAAGAAACAGUGUAUCAAAUUUCAGUAGAUAGAAUGGGUUCAGAGUGCUCACCCAGUGACAUAAUUGAUUCAUUUAAAGAUCUUGAAAUCACACCAGUGAGGAUUAGAGCAUUUUUACCUAAAGUUAAAUGGGAUCCAUUGGCUUCUAUGCAUGUUACUGGCCGUACUGGUGCUGAAUGUGAAUCAAGGUGGUUGAAUUGUGAAGACCCUUUGAUCAAUCAUGGCUCAUGGACUGGUGAAGAGGAUAGGUCUCUUUUGAUUAUUGUCCAAGAGACGGGCAUCAGGAAUUGGUUUGACAUUGCUGCAUCAUUGGCCACAAACAGGACUCCAUUUCAAUGCUUGGCACGAUACCAAAGGAGCUUAAAUUCUUCAAUGAUAAAUAGUGAAUGGACUGAGGAAGAAGAUGUUCAACUUUGUUCUGCUGUUGCAUAUUUUGGUGAGAGUAAUUGGCAGUCGGUGGCUUCUGUUUUAGAACGGCGGACGGGAACCCAGUGCUCAAAUAGAUGGAAAAAAUCAAUUUGUCCUGUGAGGAAAGGAAGCUUUACACCCGAGGAGGAUGAACGCCUAACAGUAGCAGUUGCGCUGUUUGGAAGGAAAUGGAAUCAAAUAGCUAAAUAUGUUCCUGGCCGGAUUCAAUCUCAGUGUAGAGAAAGAUACCUUAAUAGUUUGGAUCCUUCUUUGAAAUGGGGUGGAUGGACUGAGGAAGAGGAUUUAAGAUUAGAAGCUGCAAUCACCAAGUAUGGAUAUUGCUGGUCUAAGGUGGCUGAAGAUGUACCUCCCCGCACUGAUUCUCAAUGUCGAAAGAGAUGGAAGGUGAUAUGUCCUGAACAAGUUCCUUUGCUACAAGAAGCAAGAAAGAGGCAAAGGUCUCUUCUUGCCAGGAACUUUGUUGAUCGAGAAUCAGAACGUCCAGCCCUCACACUGAAUGACUUCAUUCCUUUACAAAUGUUAGUUCCACCAUCUGAUGUUGAUGCUGAGAAACUCCAAAAGAAGCGGAAGAGAAAGUCGCGCGGCAUUUGCAAGGAAGAAAAGUCCAAAAAACAUGGAAAGGAGACUGAACUUUGUACCGUGGAAGCACGAGGUGCAGAUCCCAAGAAGGAGAGGCCUAAAAGACAUGCAAAAAAGAAAUCAUUUUAUCCUGAGGAUGUAGAAGAUAUAGUUCCCAAGAAAGAGAAGCCUAAAAGACAUUCGAAGAAGGCUCGAAUUUGUCCCGAGGAAGUACAAUAUAUAACAGCAUAUAAUGAUAGGGUCAAGACUUCUGGUGGCGGUGUUCCAUUCUCUGCACCGAGCGAAGUUCCCAAGAAAAUGAGAUCUAAAAGAGGUCCUAAAAAGGCUCAGCUCAAGGAAGUAGAUAAUAUAGCAUGUAGUGAUGAGGUCAAGACUUUUGCCAAGAAGUCAGAAAGUCAAGAUGAAGACAACAUAACACUUGCAUGCUUUUUACGCAACAAAUCAAAGAAGAAACUAUCUCAAUGUACCAAAAACGCCAGCCAUGGUUUGUCUUCCUCUAGGAAAAAAACUGUAUCUAAGCAGGUUGAAAAUCAAUUCCCAUCUGGUGAGCAAGACAGAUUAUCUCUGUCAUGUGGUAUUGGUGGAACUAAAGAUUUGUUAAUGCAAACAGAAGAUGAUUCUAGAAGACAAGUGAGAAAACCAGAAGGUACAAAUGCAACUAGAAAAUCAGAGGAUGUACACAGUUUGUAUGGUGAUGGCAACGCUAUACCUCUUAAGUUCUAUGUUAGAAAGAAAACGAAGAAAUGGAGUCAAGUUACUGAAGGAUCCCAUGCUUGCUCUCCCUCCAUAUUGAUAAAGGGAUCUACAUUACUCCAUGGAAACAAGCCGACUGUCAUUUCUAACAACAGUGAACCAUCAAUGUCAAAAGUUGUUGAACAGGAGACUGUUUUAACUGGUGGUGUGGCUGAAGCUGAACAAGACAAGACAAGACAAGGAGACGGAAAAGACAGCACAAUAUUCGGAAAUGAAGUUGUCUCAUGA